GUUGUGCAGUGGGCGGAUGCUGCAGCACCUGGAUGGGAAAAAGCUACGGUUGUUCCUUUCUCGUUCUCCUUUGGGCAAGCAGCGCUCACUCUUUGCUAAGUUGCCUUGAGCCUACAAAUACAAAGACACAAACAUCAAAAAAACACACACAACGACAAACAUUAUUUUGGAAUACCAUGGCCAGCCAUAGUACCCUAGAACAAAAAUAGAAACCAAAAUCAAAAUGUGGUCUUCCCGGCAGCGUUGCGGCCUGGCUUCGUGGGUGGCUUCGAUCGUUUCGUUCUACGCGUUUCUGUAUCAAGUGUAAAAAUGUCUGGGUCUGGAAGGAUGUAACUUGUGAUGCACAUUUCAGAACACACAAAAAUCUUUGAUGCAUAGGCAGCAAAAGCUGCUCACUUUCUGUCACCAAAAUGGGGGAUUUGUCAUGCGGAUUCGGCAUUGCGGAAGCUUCUCGAAACCUGUGAUGCUAGAGCUUCCAUGCCAGACCUUCUGUGUCAUGCAGAAGCAGCAUGAUUCUUCCAGACCCAGACACUUUUACAUUUGAUAUUCUGUACCUGCUCUUUUCCGCGUCGACCGAGGCAACGUCGGAGUUCUUACAGUUCAUUCUCCUCACGCCAACGGUUUUAGUCGUGUUGAUCCCUGGUAUUCUAUUUGGCUACGUGCUUCUGAACGUCCGCGCAACGCCGAAUUACGAGGAUGAGUGUGUGCUUGGGGACGGAGAUCCGCUGGAUGUGAGGUUGGAGGAAGUGAAUGAACUGGUUUUUUUCGGCGGAAACUCGGUGAAAUUGAAUGACUUCCCAACUGCUGGUGCAAGAAAAGGGAAUAGUAGUGGAGGAAUGACAGCGCCUACACCCCCGGCCACACUUCUUCCGAGUGGAU
This is a messenger RNA of Amoebophrya sp. A120, 879 nucleotides long. Lineage: Eukaryota; Dinophyceae; Syndiniales; Amoebophryaceae. The record is from the annotation of a GenBank genome assembly.